Molecule: messenger RNA, 2808 nt
Organism: Cuscuta europaea
Lineage: Eukaryota; Viridiplantae; Streptophyta; Magnoliopsida; Solanales; Convolvulaceae
Source: the annotation of a GenBank genome assembly
UGCAUAAUUAAUCUGAGCAUCAUUUAAAACCCUACUGGCAUAACAAAUAACAUGCAAAUUAUUCUCUCUUCAAGAACAACUAUAAUUGGAGAAGAAGUUAAAGCUUGCUUCAAAACAUGAAAAGCAUGCAAACAGUUUUCAUCCAUCACAAAAGUGUUUCUUUCACUAGUAAAUUACGGAGAGGUUUGAAAAUAUAGACAUGACACAUCUUUGAAAAUUAGCACGUGCAUUACAGACGGUGUCACAAAUACACACACGAGAAAAAUGAGGAGAGAGAAACUCUCCCAUGUCUCUAAAAUUUCAUCCAACUAAAGUUGGAAAUGGAUUACGGGCACCACACUCGCCGGAAUUAUUCCCGUCAAUUAGUGCACUCCGAUGAAUUUUGCCCAAGUCUUGAGAGCUGGUUUGAUUUACCGCCGCUAAUCCCAGGGGUUCGUCACAGGAGACAACCAAUUCAGGCAUACGACCUACACCCUCAAUCUCGAAGGGCAACAAUUAGGCAAAAAACAGUUGCUCCUUUCAAUCACCAAAUCUACAAAAAUUCUAAGUUCGUCAAACACAGAUGCAGGUUCCAAGCACCGUCCAAGGUCCACUCGAGCUGGCAACAGAGGCAUCAACCGAUCUCAGGCCGAUAUCAAGCGCCGCUCAACUCCUUCUUGGAGGAUCCGGAACCAUGGACCUCUGUCCACCACAAAAAUCAACACCGACGCCGACGCCCCAAUCAACACCUUCACCGGCGAAUCGGGACCGCCACCUGCAGAACACCGGGUACGUCGACCGUUUUUCCCCUUUAGCUCAGGAAGACGUCACUUCGAACCCUCUCUUACAUUCACAAAUAUCCUCCCAUGGUUUCCUGAACAACGGGUCACGCGAAAUCCAGAAAAUAAAGUCCAGACCUGCAAUCGGAAAAUCAACUAACCUAAAGGACGAAAGACUCCUUAUGCCAGGCCUGAUAUGUCCCAGCAUACCUGGUAGGGAAGUUACCAAAAAGGUGUGGUCAUCGGAAAACAGGGGCCUAAGCUCCCAGGGGGGCAUCGGGUAAAAUAAGGCUUUACUGGUUAAGUCUACAGAUUCUGUAGAACCAGGUUUAGUCGCAACUCCAGCUCACGGCGGAGCAGAAGAAUCGCCGGAAAUAAUACAAACCGACACUCAACCAAUUACGGUACCUGCGCAGGGAACCUCCAUCAAGAUAAGGCCAGAUAGCCUGGUGGAGAUAAAUAACCCCAUACAAAAAAUGGACUCUAAUCUUGAUGUGACAGAUAGAGAGUGGGGUUCUGUCCCAAUACUUGCAGAGAUCCUAUGCAUUUUUAGCAUAGUAACCCCUCAUAGCAAUUGACGGGAUUCGAAUCCGAGACCUAACCCUUGUGAUACUCUCUUGCUACCAGUUGAGUUACGUCCACCGGUACCCGACAACUUUAGUACGCAGACUAUCUUGGGUUGAAAUAGUGCUGCGGGUAGUAGACACAAGUGGAGUCUAGGCCAGCACAUCUCUUGCAAUCCAGCAAACCUCAAAAAAUAAAGAUACUAGUAUCUUAGACACCACGUACUCGACCAAAAAAAUUGAGUCAAUGCCCUCUCAAGCCACGCUAAAGGAUACUAUCAAUAAUUGUGAGAAGUUUCAUUUUUAGGGGGAAGAGGGUUUUGUUUCCAUCAAAAUAGAAUCAAAACUGUUCAGAUUUGCUGCCACAGAAAAUGAAAUUGAAAUUUUUGAGAUGCAAAAAUCCUUGCUAAGAAGGAUCAAUUUCAGAACACAUGCUGCUCCACAAAUCAACUGCCACAUUUUACAAAUCACAGGUCCAAAUAAUAAUAACCUCAUACAGAGCAGAAAAGUUGGGAAUAUCACAAUCUCCACUCAACUCAAAAAAUCUAGAUCUCAUCUGAAGAUUUCUAAAGAAAAUGGGACCUCCAUUGUAGUCCCCAUGGGCCCACUCAAUUCCAAUUUCAAUUUUUUUUUUGACAUUAUUCUCUAAUUUUGUUGAAUUAUCUUCUGAGCAGGAAGAAAUCAGUCAUGGGGAGCACACAGCAGGUGACUCUGAGGAAAUCACCAUUUCCAAACUCGAUUUUAACUAUGAGGUACAAAGAGCAUUCGGGAAUGUGUCAAAUGAGAUCGGAGAGGAGUUUGAUAUCCAUACCCCAACAAAAAUAACUGCUGAUGUCGACAACAUAGUGACAAUGGGGGAAGUUCAAAAAUUUAAGCCAACCCAUUUAACAUAUGACUCCACAGAAGGACUGAAAACUAGAAGUCAGUCAAAACGCUCCAAGAUGAGGAAGACUAUUUCCUCUACCCGGUUUACUCAAACUAUGACUCACCCCAAAAGCUAGCAACAUGUCUCGAACGUUACAAGUCGUCACACUCAGAAACAAAGUCUUACCCCCCUAUCUCCAAAGGGCUAUCCAUUUUCAGUCCAGGGGCGUAGCUAGGAUUGAAGGUUGAGCUGGGCCGGUACAAAGAAUUUUUCUGAUAAUUUUUUUUCACAUGAAUUUUUAGACUAAAAAUACAAAGAAUUUUCAAAUUUGGGGCGGGCCGUGGCCCGGUUGGCCAUCCCUCUAGCUCCGCCCCUGAUUUUCACCACAAAUACAAUUCGCUGCUCUCAGCCAAAGUGGGUGUGCCCACAACGUACAUUAUUUGUUAACUUUUUCCUUGCGACUUUCUCUUGUAAUUUCCAUUAUCGAUUUUUGUACUUACAAUCCUUUUUAUAAUAAAAUGGAAAGUAUUCCCCAGCGCUUUCCCCACUUUCAGUGGUAUUUUCGGGGAAAAAAAUAGCAUGUGCAUUACAAAGACCAAAAGACAUUCUUAUAAAAGCAAAC